Molecule: messenger RNA, 4581 nt
Organism: Herpailurus yagouaroundi (jaguarundi)
Lineage: Eukaryota; Metazoa; Chordata; Mammalia; Carnivora; Felidae
Gene: LZTS3
Product: leucine zipper tumor suppressor family member 3
Exons: 5
Coding region: 751-2862 (703 amino acids)
Biological process (GO): regulation of dendritic spine morphogenesis
Cellular component (GO): dendritic spine
Source: RefSeq, a predicted model, not a curated record
UGUGGGGAGUGGGGGCAGUGCAGGAACUAGAGUGAGGCAUGAGAGGUAAGAAAGCACUCACUCUCAGGGUCCUGCAUUUACUGAUACUGCACUUAAAUUACUAGGUGCAUCCCUGGCCUCACCCUAGUCUCAGCCCUGCAUGUGGGGACAGACUGGCUCUAGGGAGGGAGGUGGUACAGUACUCUUCUCCACCCCUGGGGGGCAGAUGCUGAGAGAAUGGAAUUUUACAAAGGCAGUGGGGACUGGCUUGGUGGUGAACUUCCCAACCACUUAAAGCUGUAAUUCCAGGUGUGGUAGCCAAAAGACUCCUGAAGGGCAAGAUUUUUGUCAGGAUCCCCUGGUCUGGGGCCUAAUAGCAAGGCCACGGCAUGAGAAUAGGCAUCUGGGUAGAAGACAGCCUGAGGGGCACUGAGGUGCCACCUGGACCCCUUCAUCUUCGUAGAGAAGGAGGGCUCCUUGCCUGGUUUCUCAUGGGAGUAGAGGGUAAAAGCCUGAAGGGUGCCCCUGCCACCUCUGACAAACGUAUUUGAGGGUCUACAAGCACGGCUGGCACUGCCUGGUGCCUUUGCCUCGCUAGAUUAUGCGGAUCUCUGGGGCAGGUGUUUCCAGGUGUGGAUUUGAGACAAAAGAACCAGGAAGCGGGGCCUCCCAGAGCACAGAGGAGAAAACUGCAGUCCGGGAUGGCUCAGUCGGCCCGUCCAAAGUCGCACAGCUGGUUCGGGCCGAGCCCCGACUGCGAGAGUGAGGCACAUGGCCCCUGCAGACCGGGCCUCGGAGGGUCCCAGGCUUGAGGACCCGUCGGCCCCCCACCCCCUUGGAAAGUGUCCCCUUGGCUUAGUCAUGGCGAAGCUGGAGACACUGCCUGUGCGUGCUGACCCAGGGCGGGAUCCUCUCCUGGCCUUUGCCCCUCGGCCCUCUGAGCUCGGACCCCCAGACCCUCGCCUGGCCAUGGGCAGUGUGGGCAGUGGGGUGGCCCAUGCCCAGGAGUUCGCCAUGAAGAGUGUGGGCACCCGCACAGGGGGUGGGGGCAGCCAGGGCAGUUUCCCCGGCCCCCGCAGCAGUGGUGGUGGGGCGAGCAGGGAGAGGCCAGGCCGCUACCCCUCAGAAGACAAGGCUCUCGCCAACUCCCUCUACCUCAACGGCGAGCUGCGGGGCAGUGACCACACUGAUGUCUGCGGCAAUGUGGUGGGCAGCAGUGGUGGCAGUAGCAGCAGCGGUGGCAGUGACAAGGCCCCACCACAGUAUCGUGAGCCCAGUCAUCCGCCCAAGCUCCUGGCCACCUCUGGCAAGCUAGACCAGUGCUCAGAGCCGCUAGUUCGGCCUUCAGCCUUCAAGCCCGUUGUACCCAAGAACUUCCACUCCAUGCAGAACUUGUGCCCCCCACAAACCAAUGGUACUCCUGAGGGGCGACAGGGUCCUGGUGGUCUCAAGGGCGGACUAGACAAGUCUCGGACCAUGACCCCAGCGGGCGGGGGUGGGGGCGGCCUCUCAGACUCCGGCCGGAACUCACUCACAAGCCUGCCCACCUACAGCUCCAGCUAUAGCCAGCACCUGGCGCCCCUCAGUGCCUCCACCAGCCACAUCAACCGCAUCGGCACUGCCAGCUACGGUGGUGGCAGUGGCGGCAGCAGCGGUGGUGGCUCGGGCUACCAGGACCUGGGAACCUCCGACAGUGGGCGGGCCUCCAGCAAGAGUGGGUCGUCCUCCUCCAUGGGUCGGCCAGGCCACCUGGGGUCUGGGGAGGGCGGAGGUGGAGGCCUGCCCUUCGCGGCCUGCUCACCACCCUCGCCCAGUGCUCUGAUCCAGGAGCUAGAGGAGCGGCUGUGGGAGAAGGAGCAGGAGGUGGCAGCCCUGCGGCGGAGCCUGGAACAGAGCGAGGCCGCGGUGGCCCAGGUGCUGGAGGAGCGGCAGAAGGCGUGGGAGCGUGAGCUGGCUGAGCUGCGGCAGGGCUGCAGUGGGAAGCUGCAGCAGGUGGCCCGCCGCGCCCAGCGCGCCCAGCAGGGCCUACAGCUGCAGGUGCUGCGACUGCAGCAGGACAAGAAGCAGCUGCAGGAGGAGGCAGCCCGGCUGAUGCGGCAGCGGGAAGAGCUUGAGGACAAGGUGGCCGCCUGCCAGAAGGAGCAGGCUGACUUCCUGCCCCGGAUGGAGGAAACUAAGUGGGAGGUGUGCCAGAAGGCAGGGGAGAUCUCCCUCCUGAAGCAGCAGCUGAAGGACUCGCAGGCCGACGUGUCCCAGAAGCUGAGCGAGAUCGUGGGGCUGCGCUCGCAGCUGCGGGAGGGCCGGGCCUCGCUGCGGGAGAAGGAGGAGCAGCUGCUCAGCCUGAGGGACUCCUUCGGCAGCAAACAGGCCAGCCUGGAGCUGGGUGAGGCCGAGCUGUCCGCGGCCUGCCUCAAACCUGCGCUGACCCCUGUGGACCCGGCGGAGCCCCAGGAUGCCCUGGCCACGUGCGAGAGCGACGAGGCCAAGAUGCGCCGGCAGGCCGGGGUGGCCGCCGCCGCCUCGUUGGUUUCCUUGGACGGGGAGGCGGAUGCUGGCGGGGAGAGCGGGACGCGGGCCCUGCGGCGGGAGGUGGGGAGGCUGCAGGCAGAGCUGGCGGCCGAGCGGCGAGCCCGGGAGCGCCAGGGAGCCAGCUUCGCGGAGGAGCGCCGCGUGUGGCUGGAGGAGAAGGAGAAGGUCAUCGAGUACCAGAAGCAGCUGCAGCUGAGUUACGUGGAGAUGUACCAGCGCAACCAGCAGCUGGAGCGGCGGCUGCGGGAGCGCGGGGCUGCGGGGGGUGCCAGCACACCCACCCCGCAACACGGCGAGGAGAAGAAAGCCUGGACGCCCUCCCGCCUCGAGCGCAUUGAGUCCACAGAAAUCUGACCCCCCCCCCCCACCACCAACAUGGGCAUGUGGCCUUUUGACAAAUGCCCUGUCAAAGGCCAGAGUCCACAGUGUCUCCUCCCCACCUUCUCUCUUCCCCAUGUCCCCCAUGUCCCCAGACCAAAGAGGUUCUCAAAGCAGCUGUGACCAGACCCCUCCCCUCCCCCCACUGGGGGCCCUCCAGGCCCUAUGGCUGGGCAACCCACUCGGACCCUCCUCCCAAGGAGGGGAUAGAGGGAGGCAGAAUGAGUGGGGGUUGAGGGGCCAAGGCAGCAGGGGAGCCCAUGCUCCCCUUAUUAGUGCUGCUUUGUUAGAGAUGGAGAUAGCAGGCCUGAAGUGCCAUGAGGUGCCCCAGCCCCUUGGUAGGUCUGGGCUCCUACUGUUGGCCACCCCGGUGUCCAGUGAUGCUCUCUGUGGUCACCUCCUAGGCCAUGUAGUCUGAGAGGGCCUGCAUGGGAUCUGCUGAAGCUGACAGACCUUGGGCUCCUGGCCUCUCUCCUUCCUGCUCUAUUACCCCUCCCUGGGCAGAUUGGCAGGACAAGUGGGAGCAGAUGGCCUGUCUGUGGUUGAGAGGGCUACUUGCCCAGCCCCUCCCCCACCAAGGUCUCUUGGGCUUAGGCCUCAGAGCCUGGCCUGGUCCUGAGUGUAUGUCUGUAUGUGCGUAUCAGGCUGGAGGGGAGGCUGGGGUGGAGGUUCAGUGCCCGGGGAAGAUCUGCCCUCCUGUACUUGGGAAGGUUCACCUGGAGGCUUUUUAGCUCUACCCCACCCUUCCGGCCAGGAUCCCACAGGGUGAUAGCCCCAUCUGCUUGGCUCACCCCACACCCAGGGCCACUGUCCGGCUCUAACUACAGCUCGUAAGUGCUACCUGCCUCUCAGGCACUCCCCUCACCCAGUUUCUGAGGUCAUAUGAGUGUCUGUGAUGUCUUCCUGUGUCUUCUCCCACUCGAUUCCCCCAGCCUCCCUCUGCUUUCACGCUCAGAACAUCAUUGUCCUAGGCCGCCUCUUCCCCCAAACCUCACCUUUUCUUCCAGUAGAAAAUUCUGCUUGAUCUUUGGUGCACUGCCCACUUCCAAGCUCCAAUGGGCCCAAGCCUGAGCCAGAGGCCUUUGUUUUGGGGGGCGAGGGGGAUGGUUGUGAUUGCCCUUGAAGGACAAAGCUGACCUGAGAGGAAUACUGACCCCUGAGUUCCCAGGACCCUGGGUUUGCCCAGGGUAGGCCUGCAUGGCCAUCAGUGGGGGCUGUGACAGCAAUGUCACUUCCCUCUCGGUAUCCUCUCAGAGUCUAUCUCCGUAAGACAGGAAGGGAAAGGCAAAUUUCUAAUUCACCAGCAAUAAAAAUUAGAGGAGGCUUGGCCCUCAACCCUUGUAUUUCUCUCUUUUCACUCUCUUCCUCCCACCCUCAAGACUGGGUUUGGAGGGCAGGGUGGAGAGAGCUGGCAACUACUGUGAGCAAGUUCCCCAACCCCUGACCAGCCUCCUCCCAUGACUGGUGACUGUUUAAUGAGCUGUGCGUCCCCCACAAAAACAAGAGUGCCCCUCUGUGUGGCCUCUGUCCCUCUGCACAGCCCCUUCCCGGUGACCCUCACCAGAUCUCUGAACUGGUUGGGGGAGCCAUCCUGGUAAUCACUGCCCAUUCCACUCACCCCUCACUGCACCUGCCCCAGAACCUGGGCCUAGGCCAGAGGGGCAGGGGGAAGAGAAGGCAUUAGUAGGAAAAAAA